Molecule: messenger RNA, 336 nt
Organism: Suillus plorans
Lineage: Eukaryota; Fungi; Basidiomycota; Agaricomycetes; Boletales; Suillaceae
Exons: 4
Coding region: 1-336 (111 amino acids)
Source: RefSeq, a predicted model, not a curated record
AUGACUUCCUUCCAAAUCACAGAAGAUCUUCUCGCUCAGGAGAAAGCUUGGUUUCCAAUCAAUGCAGAUGUUGACUCAGAGUCUGAUGAUUCAUCAGAGGAAGAGCAUAGUCCCGAGCCAGAGGAGUCAAUCCAGGGUCCUUCAACUGGUUUUUCCAAGCGCGGACCGCAGAAACACGAUUGUGAUGUCCCACCAAAGAAAGACAAGAAGAAAGACAAGAACAAUUGUACUCCACCGAUUGCCCCGCCUCGUAAGACUACCCAACCACCUCCGGAAAAGAAGCCCAACCCAGUCAAUUACUCAACCGGCCAGACCAAGCAGGGAAAGUCUAAGUGA